AUGAAUUUCAGCGAUGAGCGCCAGCCCUCGAAACUGGGCCAGCAAAGUCCCGAGCUCGGUGAGCACUCUGGAGACGAGACUGUGGCUGCAGUGCAGGACGGAACGGUGAUCAACGCGUCUGGAUACAAAGACCAGCUGAAGAGGCAGUAUGGCCUCCUCGGGCUCGCGGGAAUCGCCCUGACCGUCGACAAUGCCUGGAUUGCUUUGGGCUCGUCAAUAUCUGUCUCCAUCGCUAAUGGCGGUCCUCCUGGCCUUAUCUUUGGGCUUAUCGUCGCGGUCUUCUACUAUUCGUUCAUUGGUCUCGGCCUUGCUGAGUUCUCUAGUAGUGUGCCAACCGCUGGCGGCGUCUACCACUGGGGGACAAUUGCAGGCGGGCCCAGAUGGGGACGCAUGGUCGGCUUCUUCACCGGCUGGAUCAACUUCUACGGCUGGAUGUUCGACCUAGCAGCACUGAUUCAGAUCACUGCCAACGUCUCGGUCAACCUCUACGUCGUCUACCACCAGUCGACCUAUGUCUACGAAGCAUGGCACGUAUACGUCGCCUAUGUCCUGAUAACAUGGUUCUGCGUGGCGACUGUGGUAUUUGUCAACCGUGUCAUCCCACACACCCAGACGGUGGGCAUGUUCUUCGUUAUCGUGGGCGGCGUCGUGACCAUCAUCGUCAUAGCCGCCAUGCCGAAGCAGCACGCAAGUAACUACUUCGUCUGGGGUUCGUUCAAGGAGAACAACAUCACGGGGUGGCAGGACGGCGUCGCGUUCUUGCUCGGCGUGCUCAACGGUGCCUUCACCAUCGGCACACCUGAUGCGAUAACGCACAUGGCGGAGGAGCUGCCGCACCCGAAGAAGGAUCUCCCCAAGGCCAUCGGCCUCCAGAUAGGGCUCGGCUUCCUGUACGCGUUUGUGUUCGCCAUUGCCAUCUCCUACGCCAUCACGGACCUGAGCGUGCUCACCACUGGUAUAAACACCUACCCUUUGGCGAGCAUCUACGCGCAGGCAACGGCCAACGGGGACGGCAGCCAGAACCUGGGCGCCCAGUUCGGGCUGUUGUUCAUCAUCUGGUGCUCCUCGAUGAUGUGCUGUAUCGGCACGAUGGUCACGAACUCCCGCAUCUACUGGGCCCUCGCCCGCGACAACGCCGUGCCCUUCUCGAGUUUCUUCUCCAGGGUCUCGGAGCGGCUGUCGUGCCCCGUGCCGGCCACGCUCUUCGUGGCCAUCGUCGCGACCGGCCUCGGGGCUAUUCCCAUCGGCAGCUCGACGGCGUUCCUCGACCUCACAGGCUCCUUCAUCAUCCUCACGACGAUCUCGUACGCGAUACCCUUCAUGGGCAACGUCCUGACCGGGCGGAGGCACUUCCCCAGGGGCCCGUUCCACCUAGGGAAGUGGGGCACUGCCGUCAACCUGGCGGCUGUUGUGCUGAUCACUUUCUUCGACAUCUUUUUCUGCUUCCCUUUUGCCCUGCCCACGACCGCCGAGGCGAUGAACUACAACAGCGUGAUCACGGUAGGAGUCUUGGUGCUCACCGCGGCGUGGUGGGUCAUUCAUGCUAGAAAGAACUACCCCGGGCCGAAGGUGAUGACGAUGUAUAUCCACGACGGGCAGUCGGUAGAGGAGCCCCUCGCGGCCGGCGGGCUGAACACUGAGAAGCAGGAGAAGAAGGAUGAAAAGUACUGA
This is a messenger RNA of Diaporthe citri, 1671 nucleotides long. RefSeq lists its product as uncharacterized. The transcript has 6 exons. Gene Ontology annotation, cellular component: membrane. Lineage: Eukaryota; Fungi; Ascomycota; Sordariomycetes; Diaporthales; Diaporthaceae. Gene Ontology annotation, molecular function: transmembrane transporter activity. Gene Ontology annotation, biological process: transmembrane transport. The record is from RefSeq and is a predicted model, not a curated record. Bases 1 to 1671 code for a protein of 556 amino acids.